Sander lucioperca (pikeperch) is the source of this 4458-nucleotide messenger RNA. RefSeq names its product solute carrier family 5 member 3b (gene slc5a3b). Bases 580 to 2712 code for a protein of 710 amino acids. The record is from RefSeq and is a predicted model, not a curated record. Gene Ontology annotation, molecular function: D-glucose:sodium symporter activity. Lineage: Eukaryota; Metazoa; Chordata; Actinopteri; Perciformes; Percidae. Gene Ontology annotation, biological process: transmembrane transport; myo-inositol transport; inositol metabolic process. Gene Ontology annotation, cellular component: plasma membrane. The transcript has 2 exons.
GUGGUGGGGCGUGGAUUGAACGGGCUCAUAUAAAGAGGAGUGGCAGCAAAUGUUUAGCGGGUAUCACGUCUCCUGUGAAAUGUAAGGUACGGAGUAGGAAACGGACUUCUAACGUCAAAAGAACAUAGCGGCUGUGAAGGAGCACUGCGUAGUACGAGGACGCAGCUAUCCUUUGGGAGGACCGGUCUUCAGGAAGGAGUCACUUCAUCAUUCACAUCUCCCCUCUGUGGCGUGGAGUGGCGUUUUAGCAUCUUUAGCGUGUAUGCUAACACGAGCCAACAAGGAAUGCUAACUCUAGGCUUUUCUAGACCAGAGGCCUACAACAUCCUCCUCUAAAACUAGAACGACCUCAGUGCCAGUUGAUAUCCCCCUCCGAAGCACACCUAGUGAAUUUGACCUGACGGUGGAUACUACAGAUUCCAUACAGACAGCAAAGCAAAGCAUUUCCAUUGCUCCUUUUUGAACAAUUAAGUCUUUAAGUUUGACUUUUGUAUUCCUUUUUUUGUAAGGAUUUGUAUUGCUGUGAGCCAAGAGAUUUAAAAAAAACCAAAAAACCAAAAAAAAAAGUAAUCUGUAAAAAUGGGUCCUGGAAUGGAAACAGUGGACAUAGCUGUGGUAGGACUGUAUUUUGUCCUGGUGCUAGCCAUUGGGUUUUUUGCCAUGUGGAAAGCCAAUCGCAGCACUGUGAGUGGCUACUUCCUGGCUGGACGCUCCAUGUCGUGGAUAGUGGUAGGUGCCUCACUCUUUGUCAGCAACAUUGGCAGUGAACAUUUCAUUGGCCUGGCUGGGUCAGGAGCAGCAAGUGGCUUUGCUGUUGGAGCAUGGGAAUUUAAUGCCCUUCUACUUCUUCAGUUGCUUGGCUGGGUUUUUAUCCCUGUGUAUAUACACUCGGGAGUCUACACCAUGCCGGAGUACCUGUCAAAACGCUACGGUGGCACCAGGCUAAAGGUUUAUUUUGCUCUCUUGUCUGUGUUACUUUACAUUUUUACCAAGCUCUCUGUGGACUUAUAUGCUGGAGCUCUCUUCAUUCAGGAGUCCCUGGGGUGGAACCUUUAUGUGUCGAUCGUCCUGCUCAUCAGUAUGACUGCGCUGCUCACGGUCACUGGUGGAUUGACGGCAGUACUCUACACGGAUGCACUUCAGGCAGUGUUGAUGAUUGGUGGAGCCCUAACCUUAACCAUCCUCAGCCUAAUCAAAGUUGGUGGGCUAGAGGGUGUUAGAACUAAGUACAUGCUGGCAGUUCCCAAUGUUACUGCUAUAAUGGCCACUGGAAACUUCACCUAUUCUCCUUCCUGCCGCAUUGAGCCCAAACCAAACGCUCUACGCAUCCUUCGAGGUCCCAUGGAUGAAGACAUCCCAUGGCCAGGCUUCAUUCUUGGCCAGACCCCUGCAUCUAUUUGGUACUGGUGUGCAGACCAAGUCAUUGUUCAGAGAGUACUAGCAGCAAAGAACAUUGUUCAUGCUAAGGGCUCUACGCUAAUGGCUGGAUUCCUCAAGAUUCUGCCCAUGUUUCUAAUAGUCAUUCCAGGAAUGAUCUCCCGCAUCUUGUUUGCGGACGAGAUUGCCUGCAUUGGGCCAGAGCACUGCAUGGCUGUGUGUGGUUCUCAGGCCGGCUGCUCAAACCUUGCCUACCCACGCCUGGUCAUGGCAGUGAUGCCUGUUGGACUAAGGGGUCUGAUGAUGGCAGUCAUGAUCGCUGCCCUGAUGAGUGAUCUAGACUCGAUCUUCAACAGUGCAAGCACCAUCUUCACACUGGACAUCUACAAAACAGUUCGAAGGAACGCAUCUCAGCGUGAGCUGAUGACUGUGGGCCGCCUGUUUGUUGUUGCCAUGGUGGCAAUCAGCAUUGCCUGGGUCCCUGUUAUUAUUAAUAUGCAAGGUGGACAGACAUACCUCUAUAUCCAGGAAGUUGCUGGCUACCUCACUCCACCAAUUGCUGCCCUCUUCCUGUUAGGUGUGUUCUGGGAACGGUGUAAUGAGAUGGGUGCAUUUUGCGGAGGCAUGACAGGUUUCACACUCGGUGCCCUACGACUGAUCCUAGCUUUUAUCUACCGCCAGCCUCGCUGUGAUCAGCCAGAUGAUAGGCCUGCCUUCAUUUUUAAUGUUCACUACAUGUAUUUUGCCGCUGGGCUGUUCUGGAUUUCAGGGGCGGUGGCAGUGGUGGUCAGCCUCUGCACCUCUCCACCAGAUGAGGAACGGGUUCACACCACCACAUUCUGGGGGCUCCGCAACAUUAAAAUGGUUCCCACAAAGGACCGAAAAGAGGCCUACAGGCUGAAUGAAAAGAGCCAUUGUAGUGGAGAUGGGAGACUUCAUAAAGAAAUGCCCCCAGAUAUCAGAAAGGAGAUGUGUUUGGAUGGGGCGGAUGUCAAACUCCUGGUCCCAUCCACUGACCAUGACCCAGCAACCCCUAGUACAGAAACAUCCCCUGCCACCACCCCUGCAGAGCAGUUUGGUAAUGGAAGGCUGGAGAUGACCAGAGAAGAAAGCUGCAAUGUUUAUCACGAGACUGGCAGGUGUAUGCGUGUACUGGAAUGUUUUUGUGGAUGUAAGGAGGGAGCACAGAGCGAUCAGCAAAAAGUACAGCAGGAGGAUGCAACAGUCAUUGCAGAGAUGCUGUACGAGUCACCUAGAGAUAAAGUUAUUCUUAACGUGUGUCUGGUGUUCGUCUGCUGUUUGGGCAUUUUUAUGUUUGUUUAUUUCUCACUGUAAUUGAACUCUGCACUGAACUAACUGACUGGUGUGGGGGCUUUUAAGUUGGGGGGUCGGGGGCUGUUAAACAAACAGUUGCAUUUUCAAAGAUUUGAGAAGCGGUCUGUAAUAUUUACAGUUGUCAUGUGUAGCUCUUUAACAGGGUUUUAAGCUUAUUCUAAUCAUUUAUUUAAAUGAUUAAAGCGUCUCCACAAACAAAUGUAUUCCUCCUUAAGACUAUGAAGCUUAUUUUUUUAUUUUGUACAGCGCUUGUUAAUCCUGCAUUCAGAAUAUGUGUAUAUGAGUUUUUUAGAAUUGUUGUACUCUUAGUGAAUUUGUAUUUGCCUUAUUUGACAUAUGCACUUAUCUGUCUUCUUUUUUUUUUUUUGUGAAAAAUAAAUGUAUCCUGUGAUUUGCUUUUUCUUUUCUUUUUUAAUUUACCCCAUUGUUGAUAGUGACUGUAGGCUUAGUUGCUGGCGUAGCAUACGUAGCUGUAGUCAAAAUCUUUAGGUUAUAGGCCAUGACAGUUUUGAACAAGUUUCUGCCACUGAACACUGUAUUAUUACUGCAUUGUAUCAGUAGAACGUUUAGUAUGUGAUUACUAUUUAAUUUGUAUUGUGCCCUGAAUUGUCAUUUCAAGGUUAUUAGUAAAUCACCUAAUAAAUAUCCAUUUUGUUUUCCUGGGGACAAUAGGUAGAAAUGAUAUCUAACUCUCUCUCUUUUUUUAAGGGGACCAUUAUGAAGUUUUUAAAACGAGUUAAUAUUAAGUUCUAAAAACAUUACUUCUCUGCUGCUGUUACAUGUGACUAUUAUGUUUAUGGUGAUUAUCAUAAUCACCGGUUUGAUUUAUGCUACUGGAGGUGGGUCAAGCUUAUGUGUGUUUUGCAGCACAGGAAAUGAAACAAAGCACAAUAUUAGAAAUUGUUAUCCUCUUUUAUAAUUUUUUUUUUUUUUUAAUUAUCUUUUUCAUCCUAAGAAAAGAAAUAGCCAAACUUAAUAUAGUAUGGCACUUUUCAUUUUGAUUUGACUAUUUAAUUUGUCACUGGUGACUAAAUUCCAUUCACAACAGGAUCUGCAUUGCUAUAUCAAAGAUUUUUAUAUAUAAUAUACUUUUUAUGCACUACUGUUGUAUUAUAACAAAAGUCACAAGUACCAAUGCUUGUGAUUCUAUUAAACUUAUAUUUAAUGCAUAUCUCAUUUUAUAGUCACAUCAUUGAAAAGUGUGUCGAGUCUGUAUUAUGUUACCUGUAACCUCCAAUACAACAUACAAUAUAAUUCAGGGCUCAUUGGAUCAUUCACAAUAUACAUUUCUUCUAUAGCAGGAUAUCUGUUGUGUAUCUGUGUGUAAAUGUACCUUUUGUGCACUGCAGUGUAUUUAAUCUUGUUUCAAGUGCAUCUUUUAUAAACCUCUUACCAAAGGUGGCUUAGUAAAAAAAAAAAAAAAAAAAAAAAAAAAGUCCAUAUUUGUGUAAAGCCAUGUGAUAAAUCAACUUUGUCAUGUAUAUCAUGUCUAGUUUUAGUUUAUACAUUCCCAUUUCAAAGUGACUGUCCCCCUCCCCUGCUGAAAAAUAAAUAUAUCUGUGUUUACAUGUAUUUUGGAAUCCGUCUAAAAUGUCGGUGUCAUAAUGUGACAGGCCAAUCCUUACUAAUAACAUGAGGAUUAAUGUGUGAUGAUUGCUGUAUGGGAAAGAGCUUUAAAUAUACAGUGCAUUAUUUUUAUGGAUUUUUAGAGAUUGAAAAUAAAAUUUCUGUGGAGACAAAGACAAA